AUUGUAUUAUUAUUUUAUAUCCUUGUUUGUUAUCGAACGUGUCAUUUACAUUUCUCAUUAUUUUCGUGCUGAUUGGAUGGAAUGUUACGGUUUAAAGACACGCAAGGAUUCUUCAAGAGAAAUGAAUGUCCUAAUUUCGUGCAAGAACUUCUCAGGAUUAGUUAAGAUUAAUAAAUAUCUCAAAAGGUUCGCAAUUAAGUUGAUAUCCCCGCUAUGCGCCACACAUCAAAAUUCUUUGCGGAACUUUCAGUUUGUUGUUGUCUCUUUUCCUCUAUGACGUACAAUUAAAUUUCUGUUAACUACUCUUUUUGUAUUACACGUAUGUAAUAACGACAAUCUAGAACGCUAUGCAUAUUUUAAUCAUUUUUGAAACUUGUCACUUGUUUAGUUACAAUUUUUGUGACCGCAAAAAAUAUACACACGCGUAUCUAGAUGUCGAUGAACACGUCUCCAAGGUAAUUAAAAACAAAACAAUUUUGUUAAGUUACUUAAGUAAGUAAUUGUGCUAAUUAAGUAAGGAAGUUUGUAAGUUUAAUUUGGCGAACGAUUAUUAUUUAUAAUCAAUAACGAUAAGUAAAAAUGCGUGAAUGUAUAUCUAUACAUUGCGGUCAGGCGGGAGUUCAAAUGGGAAAUGCCUGUUGGGAAUUAUAUUGCCUGGAGCAUUGCAUCCAUCCCGAUGGACGAAUGCCCGAAUCGAAAGAAUCAAGAGUCCUCGAUGACAGUUUUACUACCUUCUUUAACGAAACUAGCAGCGGAAAACAUGUCCCGAGAGCCGUGUUUGUGGAUCUGGAACCCACAGUCGUGGACGAAGUCAGAACUGGGACUUACCGUCAACUGUUCCAUCCAGAGCAAUUGAUAAGCGGAAAGGAAGACGCGGCAAAUAAUUACGCUCGCGGACACUACACCGUUGGGAAAGAGAUCAUGGAUUUGGUGCUGGAUCGAUGUAGAAAAUUAGCCGAUCAAUGCACUGUUCUUCAAGGGUUCCUGCUUUUCCAUUCGUUUGGGGGAGGCACAGGAUCAGGAUUUACUUCUCUCUUAAUGGAAAGAUUGUCAGUGGAUUAUGGAAAGAAAUCCAAACUGGAGUUCGCCAUUUAUCCGGCCCCACAAAUAUCAACAGCUGUGGUUGAACCCUACAAUUCAGUACUGGCAACACACACAACCCUCGAACAUUCCGAUUGUGCGUUUAUGCUGGACAACGAGGCCAUCUACGAUAUUUGCAGAAGAAAUUUGGACAUUGAAAGACCCACGUAUACAAAUCUAAACCGACUGAUAGGACAAAUAGUGUCUUCCAUAACUGCAUCGUUGCGUUUUGAUGGAGCCCUAAACGUCGACCUAACAGAAUUCCAAACAAACUUGGUACCAUAUCCACGAAUCCAUUUCCCAUUAGCCACGUAUGCUCCUAUUGUAUCAGCAGAAAAAGCGUAUCAUGAAACACUGUCAGUGGCUGAAAUCACCAACGCAUGUUUUGAACCGGCCAAUCAAAUGGUAAAAUGCGAUCCGCGUCAUGGGAAAUACAUGGCAUGUUGCAUGCUUUACAGAGGAGACGUUGUCCCAAAAGAUGUCAACGUGGCAAUUGGGGCCAUCAAGUGCAAACGCACAAUUCAAUUCGUGGACUGGUGUCCUACGGGAUUUAAAGUCGGGAUCAACUAUCAACCGCCCACUGUAGUGCCUGGGGGCGAUUUGGCAAAAGUCCAGAGAGCAGUUUGCAUGCUGGCCAAUACCACAGCCAUUGCCGAAGCUUGGGCUCGUCUAGAUCACAAGUUCGACUUGAUGUAUGCGAAAAGGGCGUUCGUCCAUUGGUAUGUCGGCGAGGGGAUGGAGGAGGGAGAGUUUUCGGAAGCUCGCGAAGACUUGGCAGCUUUGGAAAAGGAUUUUGAAGAAGUUGGAUUGGAUUCAGGAGAUGGCGAAGAUCGAGGCGAAGAAGAAUGAACGAAAUAAUAGUGAACGUUUCUUUAGGCGAUUGCAUAUCAAUGAUUGCUUUUGUACAUUAGCGUGUAAGAUACUGAAUUGCUUAUUUGAUUAAUUAAAUAAAGUGCAUACUGAUUCGUAUUAUUAUUACUGACG
Molecule: messenger RNA, 2064 nt
Organism: Agrilus planipennis (emerald ash borer)
Lineage: Eukaryota; Metazoa; Arthropoda; Insecta; Coleoptera; Buprestidae
Product: tubulin alpha-8 chain-like
Exons: 2
Coding region: 580-1929 (449 amino acids)
Biological process (GO): mitotic cell cycle; microtubule cytoskeleton organization
Cellular component (GO): microtubule; cytoplasm
Molecular function (GO): GTP binding; structural constituent of cytoskeleton
Source: RefSeq, a predicted model, not a curated record